AUGGAGAACAAGGCCGUGGAUCUCCACACCUUCUCCGAGAGGGAGAACGGAUCCAUCCUGGAGGAGCCCUUCGAGGGACGGAGCCUUUCCAAGCUGAACCUCUGCGAGCACGAUCCCGGCCGCAGGACGAGGCCCUGGGGGUGCCGUGGCCGUGUGGGCUCCGUGGCGGCGCUGAAAUAUUCCGUGGUGGGACUCUACCUGCUGGUGCUCCUCAUCCUGGUGGGAAUCUUCAUCCUGGCAGUGUCCCGGCCUCAGGCGUCCCCCGAGGAGCUGAAGGCGCUGAUGGGGAACGUCCAACACCUCAACGAGACCUUCCGGGACCUUCAGCUGCAGCUGCUGCCGCGCCCCCCGCCCCAGGGCGACCUCCUGGAGCACGUCUGGAGGCUGCAGGACCUCCUGCAGAACCACUCGGACUCGCUGCUGCUGCUCUCGAGCUCGCUGCAGAGGCUGCAGGCGCUGCUGCGGGCGCUGCAGAGCCAGGCCGGACAGACGGACAGCUCGCUGCAGAGGCUGCGGGACUCGCUGGGCCAGCAGAGCGACGCGGCGCAGCUGGAGCUGUCGCGGCUCUCGGUGGAGGCCAACAGCAGCCGGCUGCUCCUGGAGCACCACCAGCACCUCCUGGGACACCUGGGCGGGCGGCUGGAGGCGCUGGGCGAGCAGGCGGCGGCGCUGGGCGCGGCGGUGGAGUCCAUGAACCGCAGCUUCUCCUACGAGCUGCGCCUGCAGCGCUCCCGGCUCCGGGACCUGCAGGGGCUCCUGGGCAACGCCAGCGCCGACGGGCGCAGGAUGAGGGCGGCGCACGGGGCCAUGGAGAGGCAGCUGAGGCUGGAGCUGGCCCUGCUCAACAACGUCACCGAGGAGCUGCGCAUGAAGGACUGGGAGCAUUCCGUGGCGCUGAGGAACAUCUCCGUCAUCCGGGGGCCGCCGGGACCCAAAGGAGACCGAGGCACGGAGGGGAUGGAGGGGGAACCCGGCCUGCCCGGCCUCCCCGGGCCCCGAGGCCUUCCCGGGGAGCGGGGACUGCCCGGCCCGCGCGGACUGAAGGGGGACCCGGGAGAGCUGGGCCCGCGCGGCCCCGCGGGAAUGCGGGGGCUCAAAGGCGAGCGCGGCCCCAAGGGCGACAAGGGGGACCGGGGGGACCGAGGAGCGGCCGCUGGCACCGUUCCCUCGGAGGGCUCGGUGCGCCUGGUGAACGGCUCCGGGGCCCACGAGGGGCGCCUGGAGAUUUUCCACGAGCGGCGCUGGGGCUCCGUGUGCGACGACGGCUGGGACGGGCGGGACGGGGACGUGGCGUGCCGCAUGCUCGGCUACCCCGGCGCCGCCGACGUCUUCCGCAUGGCGCGCUUCGGACAAGGCACGGGGAAGAUCUGGAUGGACGACGUGUCCUGCACGGGCACCGAGGAGUCCCUGGAGCUCUGCAGCUUCUCGGGGUGGGGCCGCACCAACUGCGGCCACGCCGAGGACGCCGGAGUGCGCUGCCGGACAGACUGA
Messenger RNA from Melospiza georgiana, 1491 nucleotides. RefSeq names its product scavenger receptor class A member 5 (gene SCARA5). The transcript has 8 exons. Gene Ontology annotation, molecular function: ferritin receptor activity. Bases 1 to 1491 code for a protein of 496 amino acids. Gene Ontology annotation, cellular component: plasma membrane. Gene Ontology annotation, biological process: iron ion transmembrane transport. The record is from RefSeq and is a predicted model, not a curated record. Lineage: Eukaryota; Metazoa; Chordata; Aves; Passeriformes; Passerellidae.